AAGCUUGAUGGAACGCUUCUAUCUCACACAACGAAUCUAAAUGCCUUUGUGUUAGCUCCCGCUGUACGAAUUUGUCGAGUCAGAGCACUGAAAGAAAGAAAAUAUCAACUUUCGGUUGCCAUUUUUGACGUCCGGGACGCCAACGCUCUGGUUGCUUAAGGUCCCUUUUAUUGUCAUUUAUGUUUUAGGUAGGACAAGAGAGCUGUUCAGGACAGUGCAUACCUGUACAAUGUGACCAUGGAAAUGACGAUGAAGUCCAAAAGGUGUUUGAUAAAGUUAGCAAAGAACAAAAUGGACGAUUGGAUAUACUUGUCAACAAUGCUUGCACAGGAUGGAAGGUAGGAUGUGUAAGCAGCAGUAGCUGCAGUAGUUAAAGUUUCAGCCCUGGAAAACAGAUGUAGCUUUGUUUAUAGGCUACAUGUGGAUGGCCAAAAGGUACAGUCAAGGCGCUCUUAACUGGCAUUCCCAUGGGAUACUUUGGAUUUCAAGUAAAGGGGAUCUUCGAAGGAUAUAUUGGGGUUUGAAAUUUUCGAUUUGGGAUUUAUUUGUGUCUGAAAAUUUAGCAAGGAUUAUUAUUAUUAUUAUUUAUUUUUUUUGGGGGGGGAGGGGUGGUGGGGGAGGAUGGUGGCUAGCCUGCGUCGCAGACUUAAUUUAACCUCGGUAGGUAACGUCUGCGAAGUAGCGCCUAAAUCCUUGUUCUGGGCCCCCAACGGACACAACCAAUCACCGGAAAUGGGUUUCGAAUUUCCUUUCAUCCUGAUUGGCUAGUCGACAAUGGUUUUUUAACAGGCCAAUGACAUGGCGCGUACUCAAAUCCAGGUACACAGGUGGGGGCCGAGAACAAGGAUUUCGGCGCUGUUUCGUAGACGGACUUAGUUUCGUCUGUGGCGUAGGCUAGGGGGGUGGCUUAAUUUUAGUGGGGAUUUUUGGGGGGGUAUUCAACACAAUGUGAAGAUUCUUGGUAGUACACAUUGUACCAGCGUUUCCCGGCCGCGUAGUUCUGCGAAUAAAGUACAACCAAACUUGUUUUGAAGAUAACUUCAAAUGGUAUGAGGAAUAAACAAUCAGAAACAUUCAUUUUUGUUAGUGGUAUAGUUUACUCAAACUCUGGUGUAACGUUAAUUUUAACGUUUUAAAUUUUGUUAUGGUCCAGGCAAUGUCGGAAAAUGCUGAAAAACCAUUUUAUGAACAGGUAAGAUCCUCAAUCUAUAUUUUGAUGUUGAAAAAUUCUGCUCUCUCAGAUAGUAUGUUGUUAUAUAAACAUCUGAAUCAUCAUACACGUGUUAAAAUUUCAACGGAUGCUUUCUUGCUCUUUGUUGAUAGAAAGGUAAUGUGAGUCAUGAUAGAUCCUUAUAUUAGUGUCCAAAGUCAAUGCUUCGGUUGUAAUAUUUUCCAAUCAAAUAUUGGCUAGUCAUCAGAAUUUCCGAUUAUAAGUUUUAGUUUAUAGUCUUACUGGUAUUUUCCCUGUAGUUGUUCAAUCAGUGUCUGGAAGAGGGUUCUUAUCAGGCAACCCGCUUCUCUUUUCAAGAUCUCUCAUCCCGAACUUCUGUCAUCUCUAUACAGAAAACUCAUUUUCCUUCUCAGUUUCGCAUCCCGUGCAAAGAUUUUAGCGCAUCCCGCUUUUCGACUAGUGGUCCUGAAAUCCCGUAUCCAGUCAAGAAAUUUGGCGUUUCCCCUAAUCCCGCGUUAUAUUUCGGUGAAAUCUCGGAUCGCGAGAGAUCCUGUUCAAUAAGACCGACCAUUGUAAAGUACUCUGCGAUAUUUGCGUGCAUUUUGAUUCUCUCCUAAAUUUGUUUCUUUUCGUGAGCUGUUUUCUUUCCUUCUCAUGAGUGCAUUCAGAGGGAGGUAGACAGUAGCACAGCUUGUAUAUUGUUUACGAAAAGAAAGAAUCUGUCAGGGAUAAUCAAUCUUUAAACAAUCAAUAGAUGUUUUCAGGUUGUGUCUUGUUUUCCCAUUUUAGAUCACGUGAUGGUGCCCCAGGGAACUCUCUCUUUCAAUUGUCGUUCUAUGCACGUGCACAUGUAUGCAUAAUUUGUGAAAUUUCCUUGGGAACAUCACCUGGUGUGAAUUGGGAAAACAAAACAUACAAGCUAAAAAGGUCUAUUUCUCGACUGAGAACGUAAAUUUUAAGGAGGAGGCGACGGUGUUCGGGGUAGGAGACACACACAAACUAAUUUUAUUUCUGACUACACUCCUGUUUCUUUAAAUUUCUGUUUUUUCCCAUUGUUUGGUCAAAGUUAACAUAGCGUACUUGUUUUCGUCUUCUAGCCUUUAAACGUGUGGGAUGAGGUUAACAAUGUAGGGCUUAGGUAAGAAAAUUGCUACAUGUUAUGUCGGUAUGUAGAGAAGGAACAGGCUGUAGCAGUGAUUGUAUAGAGCGUUUUCACAUGACGUCCCGGCGGCCAUAACGGUGUCCCAGACCAAUCCUGUGGGAGUUGAACUUUUUCUCAUGUAAAAUUUUUCUUUUGUUCCAACAAAUUUACAUAGUUGCUGACCACGUAAGUCAAAAGGCUGUAUAUUUUCUGAGUUUAUAAAUGACCGUUUUUUUCUCUAACAUCAUCGAAACGUUGCAGUCAGUCUGAAACAUUAAAUGCUUAAGGCCGAUGAAUAUUGGCAUUUCAUGAAGGAAAACAAGAAAUAGUCUUUUCGGUCUUCGUAAUAUCAAAAGUAUCGGUGUAAACUUGCUUUCUUUUCUAACGGAGAAGAGACCUUUAUUGCCCUGAUACUCACGGGGUGGAUGUCAGACUCAUAGCAGCUCGUAGACUUUAACUAAUCUUUCGUUUUUGUUUCAACAUUCUUUACAUCGUUUGUAAUUUUAAUUACAAAAAAACUAAGCGUUGUUAAAUGGUCUUCAACAUUAAGUAACCGUGAUACACCAAGCUGAGCACUUGGAGAUGAAAGAGUUUAGAAUGUUUCCUAUCACUGGCGUCCUUUUUGUCCCUUUUCUCCCUCCAGGUCUAAUUACAUUGCUGCGUGGCAUGCAGCUCGGAUGAUGGUUCCAGCCAAACAGGGACUCAUAAUCAACGUUUCAUCGAUGGGAGGAUUGACAUAUCUCUUUAACGUUGCAUAUGGCAUUGGAAAAGCUGCAGUACGUGCAACUUACUAUGGACUUCAAAAUGAAAUAGAAGUGUGUGUGUUAUUUUUUUUGUGUGGUUAUGUGUGUAGGCAUUCACGAAAUGUCGUUGGCUUAACAUAACGACACUUGCGUCUCCACUGAGUCGUAGAACAGUCACUAAAAAGUCUAUGCUCUUUCUUCAGCUAGUUGGAAUAACCCUUAAGUUUCUCUAAGUUAACUUUUAACAACCUUGUCUCCUCUGCCCUUCUUGUCUGCUUAACGACAAAUGAGAGAGGCCCUGGGAACGAGGUUGACUUUUUGACUCACGGCUUUUCCGAUGCGGGUCGGAAAUAUUUAAGAGGAAGUCUGGUUUACGCACUUAUGUCCUAAAAUACAGGCAAGUAUGGUUAAGUGAGUAUAUCACAUUUUAUAACAUAACAAAAGUAAAGCGCGCGCUCUGAUUGGUCAGGCAGCCAUCUACUACUUGCCUUUUGGUGCACGCCAAGAAAAGCUACGCCAUAAAAUUGAGGCAAAUUCAACAAAUUUCCUCUCCUGCGCGGUUUAAAAUGCACUGAUGAAAUAUACAAAUGAAAAGUUGAAGUUGAAGAAAAUUCUCAGUUGUCGUUUUGAAGGAAAGUGAAAAGAUCAAGCGACAAAUUUGCCUUGGGGAAAUUCAUCAUUGUUUUCUUCGAGGCUGAAAGCUCAGAAGAACAACCGAGCGAGCGAAGUUUUUGAAGGAUUUAAGCCCGAAAUUUAAGGUACAUUUUGUGUGUUUUUAUAGUAGAAAAAAGUCUGUUUUGAAAUAGCAGAACGGUCGUAAUACAACAGAUUUCUAAGUUGCUCACGCAUCGCAUCAGCGCCGGCUGUGUUGGCGAAUUUUUGCAAUUUGGACUUCCAGCUCGAUUUCUCCGGAAAAAUUUCGAUACGAAACUAGUCAAUUUCUUUGUAAAAUUAGUGUUAUCUGUUAUUCUAAAGGAAAUACAGUCAAUUUUUCUUAUUUCCACUUUUCGUUUAUUGCAUAAAUUGUCACACAAUUAUCACUUUACGUGGCAUAGUUUUUGAGGCGGUGUUUAGAGUUGCAGCUAUAGUUUUCCCUCAAAGUAUUUGCUCUAAUAUUAAGAACAAGCAGACAGACGCCAUUCAGAAUAACAACAAAAAACGUUUUGCAAUUUACCUUAAAACGGAGAACGGUUGAUUCAGCGAAAGCAAAACUCAAAGGCAAGUUUUUGAAAGGCACGAUUUGUUUACACGAAGGCGAUGACAGCAUACAUCAGCUCGUCUACAGUACCGAUGACUGAUUCAACGGAAGGCAAAUGGAAAUGUUUUCUCUUUUGAUUAUGUUAUAAAAGAAAUGGUAAACAUUGCAGCUGUGCAACCAUCGAGUUAUUGAUGCACUUGGGGGUUUGCUAAGCACUCAAGAAGCUAGAGGUGCUCUCGGCGUAACUUUUACUUUUUUUUCGUUCGUAGCAACCUCUCGCGUACAUCCUAACUCGAUGGUUGCACGCUGCUCGCUAACCAUUCCUUAAUGAUUGGGAUAUUUCACUUUUUCAUAUUGAAUCUUGUUGUACAGAAUUUUGUGCUUUGGUGACCACUUGUUGUUGAAGACGCUCAGAGAUGACUAUCACAAAAGCCUGCCUUCUUUGACAUUGUUCUUAAACCUCGUAAAAUACACAGACGAACCUCCCAUAAUGCCAUAAGCGCCCACUCAUACGAAAUUCGCACCACAGUGGGUCUCGUCCGAGAAAAAGCUUCAAAACAUCUACUCUUUACCAGAAAUUUAUUCCAUGCAACUUCUAAAUUAUGUAUCCGUGUAGUUCCAUGUUGUCUUUGAAAGUUCUUCGUAUAUUCGCUGAAUGGCGUAGUGUAUACAGCGAACAAAGAGACCACACCAUGCGUCACGUGUUCGCUUACAAGAGGUUAAAAACAAUUUGGAAAACUGUCAGACCAGAAACGAGAGUUCUUAUAAUAAGACUUUGAAUGAAAAAAGUUUAACGUUUUAGACACCGGUCGCUUAUAAGACGUGGUUGCUUAUGACGAAAGGUUGUCGCACAUGGAGUUUCGACUGCAAACGUGUAUCAGUAGGCGCUGUCUUCGGAGUUCUUGAAAUUUCCAAAUUUCUAGAACUUUCUCCUGAAAGCUAAAGACGUUUCUCGGCCUUUUGUCUUUUUCAAAAUCUCAGUGGACAUUCAUUGACUGCUACCUACUUUUUAAAGGGGCAUGUGUUUGAGAUCACCUUGACUGUAUUGAAAACUUUAUUUGCAUUCCUGUUUUUCUUAGAAUGAUCGAAUGGCCGCGGACAUGGCUGUGGAGCUGAGGAAAGAGAAUGUGGCCAGUGUGUCGCUUUGGCCUGGAGCUGUGAUGACUGAAAAUGUCAAAGACUUCUUAAGUAAUCCACAAGAUGAGAGGGUAAUAAUCAGACUUGAUUCAAAAAGCACUAUUUAAAACCACUGUAUCGUACUACGGUACAAAACGCUCAGCUAAAGAAACAACCACAUCAAAAAACAAAUAGAGGGUGCCAAAGAGUAUCUUUCAUUGGCGCAACAUUGUAAGUUUGAAAUUUAAGUGUUUUUUAGCGCCCGCUAUCGAUCGUGUUGGACUCGAGUCAUUACUUGAAAGGCCUUCCACUUCUUACGCCCACUAUUUUACUGAGAAAUGUGAAAUCCACUGCCAGCUUCCUUGACUUAUCGCAUCCUCACCAGGUUUCGUUUACCAGACGUUUCGUGGUGACUCAGCCAGGGCUCAUGGCUGCCGUAGCGGUCAUAUGGGUUAAAACCACAAAAUCCUUCUUCCCACCCCGUACUUUCAGUGCCCGUUCCCUCCCGUCAAGUUGUCGAAGAGGGGUUGAAAUUUAGGGGACUUUUUCUAUAUGUUGUUGUUCUCUGUUGUUCCUUUACAUGUUAUGGUUUUAUGAAUCUAAAGAAGACAAAUAAUUUGUUUACUGACGGGUUGAGGGGGAUGAAGGAUGAAGGUGUUGUCAAGUACACACGCUAUUGCGUUUGCAAACAAGAUUUCGCGACUUAAUUUUUUGCUGAAUUAGUAGUUUUCCUUCUCAAAUGUGGAUUGCAGAACCUUUUUGGUUGUCCUGAGUUAUUUUGGUGAAGUUGGUCUCAAUCGUAAGAUAAAAAAUUAAGCGAAGGCUGCAUGACUUAAGAGGACUCCUGUAUUAAGUGGACAUCAGCGAGAGUGCCCAAAAAGCAUAAAAAGCCUUCAUAGCCAAUAACAUCACGGCUUAACUGACAGACAACCAAUAACAUCGCGACUUAAUUGACCAAUCAGGUCAAUAACCAGAGUUUGAUACCAUCAACUGACGUGAUACAACUUACUUUGACUCUGAAGAUGACUACCGCACAGGUUGUCGAAACCUCAGUCACUGUCAACAACAGUCCUAUUCAGGACUACGUGAAGCCCGUAUCAAUUAAAAUAAUUCAUUCAUAAAAAUAAACAAAACUAAACUGUGUGUUUUUUACUCUGCAGUCAAGAAAGGCGGCUGCACUUUUCAAAGAUGCUGAGGAUCCAACAUUUUCAGGCAAGGCCGUGGCUUGGUUGGCUGCAGGUAUUAGUACAGUCAAUACCCCUGAUGUUCAAAAUCAACGCAAAAUGCUAUGAUACAUAAUAUUAUAUAUAUAAUCCUGGACGACCUGUAAGCAGAGCGUAUAAUUAGCAAUUAUUUGUUGAGGCUGAGUAUGAUCUGAUGAAUUCUGUAGAUCGAGAAGGUUAGUUAGAAGGUCGGCUGCUUUUUUUUUUUUUUUUUUUGCAAAACGGGUGAAAUUUUCCGUUAUUUUCUCCAGCUCUACGAAAACAGCUGAGCUAAUGCACCUUCGUCCCCAGGGCUUCCGGUUGCCGUCCAUUUUUCUGUCGAUAUUCCCUACUAUUGACGUCAUUUUACUGGAUAUCGCAAACGUCUUUCAAAAUUGGUCAACGCAAGCUGGCUAUAAAAGAAUUAGCUGGAGAAUUUGAGUCCACCAGAUAAACAAUUUGAAUAAUAAUUCUGUUUGUGCUAUUAAGUCGUCCUUGGAACAGCUCGUCCCAGAUAGUUUGGUCUAGCCCUGACUCGUUUUCAGACGUCUCUCUCUCGAUUUAAAUUUGCGCACAAACAAAGGCGGGAAGAAGAAAAAGACAAGAUUUGGCAGGCGCUUCGCCUCUCCUUUUUCUCCUUUCUUGGGUCCCUCGCGCCUCGUUACCAAUCCCUCGCGAUUCGCGCUGGCCUUUGUUCCCGACCAAAAGUGUAAAAAAAGACGCGCCCGAGGGGGAGACAGGUCUAGCCCAAUACGCGCUUAGUUCAACAGUCUCUGUCCUUAUUUCUGCAAUGUUAGAUCCAAACAUCAUUAGCAAAAGUGGUCGCAUUCUGGUAACAGCUGAGUUGGCGCAUGAAUACGGCUUUAAAGACUUUGGAGGUUAGUCUUUGUUGUUGUUGUUUUGCUUUUUUGCUUUUCGCUACUCUGUAUACAAACAACAAAUAUGGCAGGCGCGUUGCCAUAUAUGGAUCCCUCUACAGUUACUCUUACGCGUUAGCAUAGCCGGCUUAACAGUUAUUGAUUGCAAAUAGGAGCGUGUCCUAAAGGUCGAUACCUCGAUGCCAUCUAAGUACCAGGAUCAGGUUGCAUAAAACCUUCUUAAGACGAGAAAGGUCUUAACUUUUGUUCUGGAACAAUAACCUAUUGUUUUGAAAUAAUAGUUACGAGUUCCCUUAAUCUUAAGAUGUUUUUUGCAACCCGACCCAGGUUUCGAAGGACCAACCUAAACUGUUUUUUUGACUGAUAUAAAGCUUAACGUGAAAGUAACUGCUGAGUGGCAUUUUCGCUAACACUGAUGACUUUAAAUGAUGUAAAACAGAGAUGAAUUUUUUGUUCGUUUGUUUUUAAAUUAGAACGAUCAGGGUUCCGUAAGAAGUUGGCGAAAGCAGUUUUAAACUGCGAGGGGUUGCUAAUGGAUCUUAUCGACCUUGGAAGCGUAUUUCAAGAAUUCACCCUAUCGUACGAAAAAGAACUGAAUUUCUUUUCGUUCUCACAAGGGUUAAACUUAGAAAGUCCGUAGUUCUAACCCCAUCAGACGUAUUAAUUAAUGCCCAUUUUUCUCCCUAGGAGCCCAGCCAUUGUCAUUUCGGCAAGUCAAGAAACUCCUCUCGCUUCGAUAUCCUUCCGUGUCGUGGAUGAUCCCUGAGUUUGUUUAUGUUCCGCGCUGGUUGCUGGCAAUAGGCUGUCAUAAGUUUUAA
Porites lobata is the source of this 8267-nucleotide messenger RNA. The record is from the annotation of a GenBank genome assembly. Lineage: Eukaryota; Metazoa; Cnidaria; Anthozoa; Scleractinia; Poritidae.